This is a messenger RNA of Cercopithifilaria johnstoni, 594 nucleotides long. The record is from the annotation of a GenBank genome assembly. NCBI's taxonomy places the organism in Eukaryota, Metazoa, Nematoda, Chromadorea, Rhabditida, Onchocercidae.
AUGUGUAUUUCAAAUAUUGGUCAGCUAUUGUUUGGUAUAACAAUGUUUGUCACAUUAAUGUUAACUAUUGCUGCCUUUCUUACACCCGGUUGGAGGUCAUUUUCGGUGGUAAAAGAUAAUGAAAGCGAAGCGAAGAAAUAUUCGAUGCCAAAAGCAAUGGGACUUCUUCAGUGUACCUCAUCCGUAUCUGAAAAUAGUCCUAAGAUUGAUUAUUGUCAUCUAUGGCGCAAUAAUAAGCCAAAAUGUGACGAGAAUGUUACAAAAUUAAUGAUUGCGACAUUAGUCCUACAGAUUGGUUCACUGAUUUGGGUGGCUGUAACUUUCUGCGCUUGCUGUUGCCGUGAAUUUUGGAUUUUACUUCUACCAUUAGCAGCUUUUCUAUCCACAACAACGUUUGCCAUUGCAUUGUUCAUAUAUACUCGAAAUAAUGGAACUGCUUUUGACAUACUAAAUGAAAGUAAGGAAGCUGCAUCAAAAGCUUAUCAUAUUGAUUUCUUUUAUAGCUAUUAUAUAGCUUUGGUUGCCUUAUUCCUGUCCAUUAUUUGCAUUUUGAUCGGUGUUCUUGCUAAGAAACUUGCUCAUAUUUGUUGCUAA